AUGGAAGUUGGAUUUAUGAUUUUGUCGUAUAACAAUCUCAUAGGUUCUCUCCCUCCUCCUCCUUUCAACUCUAUAUAUUUACAUAUUCUUUCCCUGUCUAGGAACAACUUUUAUGGACAACUACCAAGCAAUAUUGGUAGUGCCACCAAUCUUCUGUUUCUUAUGCUGAAUGACAACAAUUUUUCAGGGAAGAUUACUGAAUCCAUUUCCAAUCUUCUCACCCUCACGAUAUUGGACUUGUCCAAAAAGAAAUUUUUUGGCAAUAGUUUACCAGAUUUUAGCUCUAAUAUACUUCUCCAAUUCAUUGAUUUAUCUUCAAAUGAAUUCUCAGGUGAAAUUUCAACAAACCUUUCCAUACAGACUACAAUUCUCUCAUUAGGAAAAAAUAAGUUUUCUGGCAUCAUGUCUACCAACCUAAAUAAUAUGAGCAACCUUAUAUGUCUAGACAUUAUUGGCAAUAAAAUCACAGGUGAAUUACCAUAUUUUAUCUGCCAAAUCUCCAACCUUCGAAUACUAAAUUUACGAAACAACUCUUUUCAAGGUUCAAUCCAUGAUUGUAUUUCCAAUCUUCCUAGACUCCAAAUUCUUGAUCUUUCAAGCAAUCAUCUUGUUGGAAAAAUCCCUGCUAAGUUUGGAAAUCUUGCUGGUAUGACUAAAACAUCUCACGAAUCAAUAGACGUUCUUCCUGAUGCUACAACUACUACUUCAAGCUUCAAAGCCAAGAACAAGAUUAAUGAUCUGAUCCUUAAUUGGAAGAAGUCAACACAAGGUCUAUCUUGGAAAUAUUUCAUGAUCUACUAUUUCUUAGACUUGUCAAUGAACCAACUUUCAGGUGAAAUCCCAACCACAUUAGGUAGUUUGAAGGCUCUAAAGGUUCUCAAAGUCUCACAUAACAAUCUUUAUGGAAGGAUACUAGAAAGUCUUGGUGAUUUGUCGAAUCUAGAGAGUUUGGACUUAUCAACAAUUUAUCAAACUCAAUUCCACAAUCACUAG
Messenger RNA from Quercus lobata, 993 nucleotides. Its product is annotated as receptor-like protein 46. The coding region runs from base 1 to 993 and encodes 330 amino acids. The transcript has a single exon. Gene Ontology annotation, molecular function: protein binding. The record is from RefSeq and is a predicted model, not a curated record. NCBI's taxonomy places the organism in Eukaryota, Viridiplantae, Streptophyta, Magnoliopsida, Fagales, Fagaceae.